Molecule: messenger RNA, 1905 nt
Organism: Neltuma alba
Lineage: Eukaryota; Viridiplantae; Streptophyta; Magnoliopsida; Fabales; Fabaceae
Product: protein ACCELERATED CELL DEATH 6-like
Exons: 3
Coding region: 1-1905 (634 amino acids)
Cellular component (GO): plasma membrane
Molecular function (GO): protein binding
Source: RefSeq, a predicted model, not a curated record
AUGGGGCAAUAUAGAUCAGGAUUUAAUCAAGGAUCCCGUUUGAAACAUAAGUUAAUGAAGCAAGAACAUGGACCCAGCAAGGAUUUCAAUUUGCUAAAGGUUGCAUAUGAUCCAAACGGAUCUUUCACUGUAUCUGAUAAUGCCUUUUUUAAGCAACGUACCCCACUGGGUAAUACAGUCUUACACUUGGCAGCUAGCGAUGGGAAUGAUGCAAGGGUAAAAGAGGUAGCUCAACAUGCUCCCCAACUUUUCACUGCUAUUAACAACAACUAUGAUACUGUGCUUCAUGUUGCUGCAAGAAUGGGACACGGCUCUACCAUUAAGUUAAUCUUGAACGAGUUUUUGCUUUUUGCCAGACGUGAAACAAAUGGUCAUGAUGAUCAUUCCAUUUUGGAAAUGAUGCUUCUUGUAUCACUAACUUUGUUUCGAAAUAAACAAGGGAACACCUUCCUCCAUGAGGCAUUUAUGACCAAUAGCCGUAAUGGCGCUGUGAUUUUCAAAGCUUUUGAGGCUUCUUUCAGUGCAGAUGGCGGUUCAGACUUUGAGGCCGAGUUUAAGAGAAUUACUCAUCAUUUAGCACCAUUUGCAGUCAACGUGGAAGGGAAAUCAUUAUUGUACUUGACCAUUGAGGUUAACUGUGACCGAGAUCUUGUUGAGCAAUUGAUGGAGUUCUGCAUUGAAGAUGAGCCGGAGCUGCAAGGAAGAUCACCCCUUCUUCCCACACUCAUCAAGAAGAAUUUUGAUAUGCUAGGAGCCAUAUUGAGCAAGAAACCAGAUUGGAUACACUUGAGAGAUGAAGAAGGAUGGUUUCCACUUCAUUCUGCAGCGCGUUUGGGUUACCUUCAAGGUGUUUCCUCCUUAGUGGAGAAAUGUCCUUCUUGCACCAUGGAAAGGGACAACAAUGGCUACUUACCGAUUCAUCUAGCAUGUGUUCAUGGUCACGUCGAAAUAGUUCAAGAGUUACUAAAUUGGUGCCUAGAUCCCACAGAGAUUGUAACUGAACGUGGCCAAAAUUUGCUCCAUGUUGCAUGCAAAUAUGGAAAUUAUGAAGUAGUCAGGUACUUACUCAAACAACCCAAGCUUGAGGUAAUGAUAAAUCAAAAAGACAUGGACGGGAAUACUCCCUUGCAUUUAGCUACCGAGUCCCGGCAUCCCAAAAUUGUGUAUGCCCUGACAUGGGACAAUAGAGUGGAUCUUUCUUUACUUAACCGUGACAACCUAACGGCUCUAGACAUCGUAGAAGUAUAUCAAAGCAUGAGUAUUUCCCUUUCAGAGCGACUUACAUGGAAUGCAUUGAUAUCUGCUGGAGCACCUCGAAGUUCUGUGAGAUUUCAUCCAGACCUUAAGUCCCGUAUUCCAACCACUGAACAAUAUAAAGAUAGAAUUGACACUUUGAUGGUGGUUUCAACCCUUAUAAUAAUAACAUCAUUUGCUGCUGGGUUUACCAUCCCAGGUGAUGAAGAUCAAGGCAUUCCCUUCUUGCUAAAACACCGUGUGUUCCAUUUAUUCAUUCUCUCCCUCACAAUUUCUGUGUUUGGUGCUAUAAGUUCCACCAUCAUUCUCAUAUGGGGUCGACUAGGGGAUCUCCAUCUAGCAGUUUUUGCUCUUACUUGUGCAGUGCCUCUUCUAAGUCUGUCCCUGACAGCACUAUCUGUAGCAGUUUUGGCUGGCAUGUACCUUGUAGUUAGCAAACUUAGCUGGCUUGCCACUAUAUUUUUGCUGAUUGGUGUGGUUUUGAUCCUUGUGGUUGUAUUCUUGUACUUGCUGCUUCUGUUGCCUUCCUCUUCAACCUUGCCGUUCUUUCGAUAUAUUUCCUAUUAUCCCUUCCUUUUCUUUGCAAACAUAGCUCAAGGGAAAAUGGAUGCCAACAAGAUGAGAUCUAAAGCUAUCGUUCAAUUGGUGUAA